AUGGCAGCUGGCCUUGGCCUUCAGGGAUGGCUGCUCUGGGCCCUGCUCCUGAAUUCGGCCCAGGGCGAGCUGUACACGCCCAUCCACAAGCCUGGCUACUGCACCUUUUAUGACGAAUGUGGGAAGAAUCCAGAACUGUCUGGAGGCCUCACAUCACUAUCCAACGUAUCUUGCCUGUCUAAUACCCCAGCCCGCCCUGUCGUAGAUGAACAUCUGGCCCUCCUCCAGCGCAUCUGUCCCCAGCUGUACAAUGGCCCCAACACCACCUUUGCCUGUUGCUCUGCCAAACAGCUCGUGUCAUUAGACAGGAGCUUGUCCAUCACCAAGGCCCUCCUCACCCGCUGCCCGGCCUGCUCUGACAAUUUUGUGAGCUUGCACUGCCACAACACCUGCAGCCCUGACCAAAGCCUCUUCAUCAAUGUCACCCGUGUGGCUGUGCGGGACCCUGGACAGCCUCCUGCCGUGGUGGCCUAUGAAGCCUUUUACCAGCGCAGCUUUGCAGAGAAGGCCUAUGAGUCCUGUAGCCGGGUGCGCAUCCCCGCAGCUGCCUCACUGGCCGUGGGCAGCAUGUGCGGCGUGUAUGGCUCAGCUCUUUGCAAUGCCCAGCAUUGGCUCGACUUCCAAGGAGACACAGGGAACGGCUUGGCUCCGCUGGACAUCACCUUCCACCUCUUGGAGCCUGACCAGGUCCUGGCAAAUGGGAUGCAGCUUCUAAACGGGAAGAUCACACCCUGCAACGAGUCCCAGGGUGAAGACUUGGCAGCCUGUUCUUGCCAGGACUGUGCAGCCUCCUGCCCCGUCAUUCCUCAGCCCCCGGCCUUGCGCCCUUCCUUCUACAUAGGUCGUAUGCCAGGCUGGCUGGCUCUCAUUAUCAUUUUCACUGCUGUCUUUGUGCUGCUCGCUGUUGUCCUUGUGUAUCUCCGAGUUUCAGACCGGAAGAAGGGCAAGCCAACAGACCCCCAGGACGCCUCCGACCUCCCUCAUAAGCGGAAACUGUCACCUUACACCAUCCUUGGCCAGUUCUUCCAGAGAUGGGGCACAAGGGUGGCCUCAUGGCCGCUCACUGUCUUGGCACUGUCCUUUAUGGUUGUGAUAGCUUUGGCGGUAGGCCUGACCUUUAUAGAACUCACCACAGACCCCGUGGAACUUUGGUCUGCCCCCAAAAGCCAAGCCCGGAAAGAGAAGGCCUUCCGCGAUGAGCAUUUCGGCCCCUUCUUCCGAACCAACCAGGUUUUUGUGACAGCUCGGAACAGGUCCAGCUACCAGUACGACUCUUUGCUCCUAGGGUCCAAGAACUUCAGUGGCAUCCUGUCCCUGGACCUGGUGUUAGAGCUGCUGGAGCUUCAGGAGACGCUUCGCCACCUGCAGGUGUGGUCCCCCGAGGCACAGCGCAACGUCUCCCUGCAGGACAUCUGCUACGCCCCGCUCAACCCGUACAACACCAGCCUCUCCGACUGCUGUGUCAACAGCCUCCUACAGUACUUUCAGAACAACCGCACGCUCCUGCUGCUUACCGCCAACCAGACGCUGGGUGGCCAGACCUCCCAGGUAGACUGGAAGGACCAUUUCCUCUACUGUGCAAAUGCCCCUCUAACGUUCAAAGAUGGCACGUCCCUGGCCCUGAGCUGCAUGGCUGACUACGGGGCCCCUGUGUUUCCCUUCCUUGCUGUUGGGGGGUACCAAGGGACGGACUACUCCGAGGCCGAGGCGCUGAUCAUAACCUUCUCUCUCAAUAACUACCCCGCCGAUGAUCCUCGCAUGGCCCAGGCUAAGCUCUGGGAGGAGGCUUUCCUAAAGGAAAUGCAAGCCUUCCAGAAGAGGACGGCUGACAAGUUCGAGAUGGCAUUCUCAACUGAGCGCUCUCUGGAGGAUGAGAUCAACCGUACCACCAUCCAGGACCUUCCUGUCUUCGCCAUCAGUUAUAUUAUCGUCUUCCUGUACAUCUCCCUGGCCUUGGGCAGCUACUCCAGAUGGAACCGAGUAGCGGUGGAGUCCAAGGCUACUCUGGGCCUAGGUGGGGUGGCUGUUGUGCUGGGAGCAGUCGUGGCUGCGAUGGGAUUCUACUCCUACCUGGGUGUCCCCUCCUCUCUGGUUAUCAUCCAAGUGGUACCUUUCCUGGUGCUGGCCGUGGGAGCUGACAACAUCUUCAUCCUUGUUCUUGAGUACCAGAGGUUGCCUAGGAGGCCCGGGGAGGAGCGAGAAGCCCACAUUGGCCGUACCCUGGGCAGCGUGGCCCCCAGCAUGCUUCUGUGCAGCCUCUCCGAGGCCAUCUGCUUCUUUCUAGGAGCCCUGACCCCCAUGCCAGCUGUGCGGACCUUUGCCUUGACCUCUGGCCUAGCAAUCAUUCUUGACUUCCUGCUUCAGAUGACCGCCUUUGUGGCCCUGCUCUCCCUGGAUAGCAAGAGGCAGGAGGCCUCUCGCCCUGACGUCUUAUGCUGCUUCUCAUCCCGGAAGCUGCCCCCACCUGAACAAAAAGAGGGCCUCUUGCUCUGCUUCUUCCGAAAGAUAUACGCCCCCUUCCUGCUGCACAGGUUCACCCGCCCUGCUGUGCUGCUGUUGUUUCUGACCCUGUUUGGAGCAAAUCUCUACUUCAUGUGCCACAUCAGCGUGGGGCUGGACCAGGAGCUGGCUCUGCCCAAGGACUCAUACCUGAUCGAUUACUUCCUCUUUUUGAACCGAUACUUUGAAGUGGGGCCUCCAGUGUACUUUGUCACCACCUCGGGCUACAACUUCUCCAGUGAGGCAGGCAUGAACGCCAUUUGCUCUAGUGCAGGCUGUGACAGCUUCUCCUUAACCCAGAAGAUCCAGUAUGCCAGUGAAUUCCCUGACCAGUCUUAUCUGGCGAUUGCUGCGUCCUCCUGGGUAGACGACUUCAUCGACUGGCUGACCCCAUCCACCUGCUGCCGCCUUUAUACCUCUGGCCCCAAUAAGGAUGAGUUCUGCCCCUCAACCGUUACUUCCUUGAACUGUUUAAAGAAUUGCAUGAGCUUCACUCUGGGCCCCGUGAGGCCCACAGCAGAGCAGUUUCACAAGUACCUGCCCUGGUUCCUGAAUGAUCCCCCCAACAUCAGAUGUCCCAAAGGGGGUUUAGCAGCGUACAGAACUUCUGUGAAUCUGAGCUCAGAUGGCCAGGUUAUAGCCUCCCAGUUCAUGGCCUACCACAAGCCGCUAAGGAACUCACAGGACUUCACGGAAGCUCUCCGGGCAUCCCGGUUGCUAGCAGCCAACAUCACAGCUGAACUACGGAAGGUGCCUGGGACAGACCCAGAGUUUGAGGUCUUCCCCUACACGAUCUCCAAUGUGUUCUACCAGCAAUACUUGACCGUUCUCCCUGAGGGAAUCUUCACACUUGCUCUCUGCUUUGUGCCCACCUUUGUGGUCUGCUACCUCCUCCUGGGCCUGGACAUACGCUCAGGCAUCCUCAACCUGAUCUCCAUCAUUAUGAUUCUUGUGGACACCAUCGGCCUCAUGGCUGUGUGGGGUAUCAGCUACAAUGCUGUGUCCCUCAUCAACCUUGUCACGGCAGUGGGUAUGUCUGUGGAGUUCGUGUCUCACAUCACCCAGUCCUUUGCUGUGAGCACCAAGCCUACCCGGCUGGAGAGAGCCAAGGAAGCUACGGUCUUCAUGGGCAGUGCGGUGUUUGCUGGAGUGGCCAUGACCAAUUUCCCAGGGAUCCUCAUCUUGGGCUUUGCCCAGGCCCAGCUUAUCCAGAUCUUCUUCUUCCGCCUCAACCUCCUGAUAACCUUGUUGGGCCUGUUUCAUGGCUUGGUCUUUCUGCCUGUUGUCCUCAGCUAUCUGGGGCCUGAUGUUAACCAAGCUCUGGUACUGGAGAAGCUAGCCACAGAGGCAGCAAUGGCCCCGGAGCCCUCUUGCCCGAAGGCCCCCUCCCCUGCCAAUGUUCACACCUAUGAAUACGUUAACCACAACUUUGAAGAAUGUGCCUGUGGAGCUGGCGCUGCUAGCAGCUCUUUGCCCAAAAGCGACCAGAAGUUCUAA
Molecule: messenger RNA, 3996 nt
Organism: Acomys russatus (golden spiny mouse)
Lineage: Eukaryota; Metazoa; Chordata; Mammalia; Rodentia; Muridae
Gene: Npc1l1
Product: NPC1 like intracellular cholesterol transporter 1
Exons: 19
Coding region: 1-3996 (1331 amino acids)
Cellular component (GO): membrane
Molecular function (GO): lipid carrier activity
Source: RefSeq, a predicted model, not a curated record